GCGACGAAGAUCAGAUUGUCUUCAGUCGACAACGAGCCUAUCUUCGCUGAAAAACCUAAUUACACCUGACACUGUAGCAUGGAGACCUUACUCUCCUCGUCUGUUCUCGUAUUCGGAAGCUCGAAGAACCAUCCCGCCUCACAAAUAUCAGCGAAUCGUAACCCUACUAUCCCAAAUACCCUUCACAGGAACAGGAAUAAGCUUUUGAUUUCAACCCGCAAGUUUCAAUCUAGGGUUCAGGCCACUGGUGACUUCUCUGCUGCCGCCGUAGAUACGGCUCAGGUGGAGCUCAGCUGGCAAAUUGUCGUUGGAACUAUAGCUGGAGUUACUCCUUUUGUGGUCGCAGGAAUUGAGUUCAGCAAACGGAUUGUAGCACAGAGAAGAUGUCAGGUUUGUGGAGGUUCAGGACUUGUUCUGAGAGACAAAUACUACUUCCGCUGCCCUGGCUGUGGUGGAUUUCUCCCAUGGCAGUCAUGGAGAAGAUUCUUUUCAGGUUAAAUUCCUCCUAAUGUUAUCCACCAAAAUGGAGGGAAGGUGGAACUGCUCCUCUUAAGGUCAGUAGUCUAAUCUUUAGCUUAUGAGUUUAUAAACUCAGAUACCUCCAUUGGAACUUCACUAUAUGCUAAUUGAGCAUCUAUAAUGCUUCAUGUAAUG
Molecule: messenger RNA, 654 nt
Organism: Telopea speciosissima
Lineage: Eukaryota; Viridiplantae; Streptophyta; Magnoliopsida; Proteales; Proteaceae
Exons: 4
Coding region: 79-498 (139 amino acids)
Source: RefSeq, a predicted model, not a curated record